AUGGACGCAAAUAGUGACGCCUCAGAAACGACCGUGAACGCCAUGGGAGGUGGACAAGAUAUCGAGAAAACCACUCCGGCGCCGGCGCAAACUAUCGAAGACAAGGAAGAACCAACGUUCGACACUGGCUAUGCACCUUGGCUGCAAGUUCUGGGUUCCUGGUUCCUCUUCUUUAACUCAUGGGGUGUGGUUAACACAUGGGGUGUCUAUCAGACGUACUAUGAACAGAAUCAACUAUCCGACAUGUCCUCGUCCGACAUCGCCUGGGUCGGUUCGCUGCAGUCUUUCCUCCUCAUGCUGUUUGGUGUUGUAACGGGGCCGCUCUUCGAUGCUGGGUACUUUCGCGCGCUACUAGGGUUCGGCACCGUCAUGCUACCGUUUAGUUUCAUGAUGGUCAGUCUGUCAUCGAAGUUCUGGCAUUUCAUCUUGUGUCAAGGAAUCUGCGUCGGUUUAGCCUGCGGGUGCCUGUUCGUCCCGGCCGUCGCAAUUCUGCCCCAGUACUUCCGCAGGAGAAAGGGACUCGCCAACGGUAUCGCCGCCACGGGAAGCAGCAUUGGAGGUGUUAUUUACCCAAUCAUGUUCAACCAGUUGCAGAAAACUGUCGGCUUCCCAUGGGCCACGCGCGCAGUAGGCUUUCUCGCCUUCGGCACCUGCCUCAUCUCCUUAUCCCUCAUGCGCGUACGUUUCCUCCCAACCGAAAAGCGGAAGCUCUUCCAGCUCGGCGCCUUCAAGGAGCCCAUCUUCGUUCUUUUUUCCGUCGGCAUGUUCAUGGGCUUCAUGGGCUUCUACAACUUCCUUUUCUACGUCCAGUCGUACGCCAUUGAGACCGGCAUCGUCGAUGAUAAUCUCGGCUUUUAUCUUCUGGCAAUGCUCAACGCCGGUUCCACAUUCGGCCGAAUUGCUCCCAAUUUCCUUGCUGACCACACGGGACCGUUGAACAUGCUCAUUCCCGCGGUCUCAAUCACUGCCAUUCUCUCCUUCGUCUGGAUAGGCGUUCACACUGUCCCCGGAAUCAUCGUUCUGUCGAUCCUCUACGGCAUGUUUUCUGGCGGCUUUGUCUCCCUUCCGCCUGUCGUCAUGGCAUCCAUCACCAAGGACAUGCGUGAGCUCGGGACCCGCUUGGGCAUGGUCUUCGCCAUCACUUCUUUUGGGCUGCUGAUUGGAACCCCGAUUGGUGGAGCCAUUCUGAAUGAUACGAAUGAUUAUCUGGGAGUUCAGUUGUUCACCGGAUGCGCCAUCGCCGUCGCUGCUGCUAUAUUCAUGGGUGUCAGAAUAUCUCGUACGGGGCUGAAGCUUGCUGUUAAGGCUUAG
Aspergillus mulundensis is the source of this 1311-nucleotide messenger RNA. RefSeq names its product MCT family MFS transporter. The record is from RefSeq and is a predicted model, not a curated record. Gene Ontology annotation, biological process: transmembrane transport. Gene Ontology annotation, cellular component: fungal-type vacuole membrane. The transcript has 2 exons. Gene Ontology annotation, molecular function: transmembrane transporter activity. NCBI's taxonomy places the organism in Eukaryota, Fungi, Ascomycota, Eurotiomycetes, Eurotiales, Aspergillaceae. The coding region runs from base 1 to 1311 and encodes 436 amino acids.